This is a messenger RNA of Phalacrocorax carbo (great cormorant), 4280 nucleotides long. The record is from RefSeq and is a predicted model, not a curated record. NCBI's taxonomy places the organism in Eukaryota, Metazoa, Chordata, Aves, Suliformes, Phalacrocoracidae.
GAAGCGCUUCCGGGACGCUGCGGCACCGGCGGCGGAGCUGGUACCGGCUGCGGAGAGCGGCCGGGCCGCGGCCGGAGCCAUGGCUGCGGACUCGGAGGUGCUGCACUUCCAGUUCGAGCAGCAGGGGGAUGCCGUGCUGCAGAAUAUGAACCUCCUGCGGCAGCAGAACCUCUUCUGCGACGUCUCCAUUUACAUCAACGACACCGAGUUCCAGGGGCACAAGGUGAUCUUCGCCGCGUGCUCCACCUUCAUGAGGGAUCAGUUUCUGCUCAAUCAGUCGAAGCAGGUGCGGAUCACCAUCCUGCAGAGCGCCGAGGUAGGCAGAAAGCUGUUGCUGUCUUGUUACACGGGGGCUCUGGAAGUCAAGAAGAAGGAGCUGCUGAAAUACCUCACCGCUGCGAGUUACCUCCAGAUGGUUCACAUCGUGGAGAAGUGUACCGAAGCCCUGUCAAAAUACCUGGAAAUCGAUGCUUCCAUGGAGAGUGGCAGCCAGGCUGCGGAGAGGUGUCAUUCCUCGGACGCUGAGCUGAGAAACGGGGAUGAGGUUCUAGAUAAAGACUGUGAAAUAAUCGAGAUUUCUGAAGACAGCCCAGCGAAUGCAGAAUACCCAGUGAAACAGGAGAAGGGGGAUGUCGUGCGGCCUGCAGCGCAGAGCUUGGUCUCGGAAAGAAAGGACACAAAAACCCCAGAAAUAUCAACCGUUGAAAUAGGAUACAAGGACGACGAAAUCUGCAUCUUCAGAAUGGACUCUAUGAGUGUAGCGAAUGUAGAGAACGAUCAUUUUCCUCAGCCUUGUACUUCCUCUAAAACAAGUUUGUAUUUUCCGGAAACCCAGCACUCCUUGAUAAAUUCUACAGUUGAAAGCAGAAAUACAGAAAUGUCGGGAAAUCACUUCCAGGCUUUUGUCGGUGACAAUCCAGAAGGAACUUCUAGUCUGAUGAACGGGUUCCAGAGCCUGGAGGACUCCGGCAGCUCGUGGCGGCACCAGUGUCCCAAGUGCCCGAGGGGAUUUCUGCAUCUUGAGAACUAUCUCAGACAUCUGAAAAUGCACAAACUCUUCUUGUGUUUGCAGUGUGGCAAAACAUUUACGCAAAAAAAGAAUCUCAACAGGCACAUCCGGGGGCACAUGGGCAUCCGCCCCUUCCAGUGCAUGGUGUGCUUGAAGACCUUCACUGCCAAAAGCACGCUUCAGGAUCACCUCAACAUACACAGUGGCGACAGGCCCUACAAGUGUCAUUGCUGCGACAUGGACUUUAAACACAAGUCUGCUCUUAAAAAGCAUUUAACUUCUGUCCAUGGAAGGAGCAGCAGUGAAAAACCAAACAUAAACACUGUUACAAAAGUUAAAAUAGAUUAUGAUUAACAGAUGGGUGGAUGUGGAGCCAGGGUCCACAAAAAGCUCCUGCCUAGUGAAAUUCUAGAUGAAAUUCUAGAUACAGAUCCCCAUGUAAUGGAGAGAAGCACAAAUACGUGACCAGUGAUCAAAGGCAGGCCUUGUGAGCAGCAGCCUUGCCUGCUGUAUUAAGGUUGCUAUUGCUGUUAGCGCAAAAAAGGUGUUUACUAGUUGAAAGUAAGCUGCAAAAUACAGGAAAUGAUUUCACACUUCUAUUAUCAUGGAUGCGUUCUGAUCCACACACCCCCCCACACUUAUGUUUUGCAUUCCGCUGAUUCAAGGGCAGACACUGCCAAUUUUCAAACUGUUACUGAUAUUGCAAUAAGCUGAAGCCUGAGCCAUGAUGUUCCUGAUCUAUAAUGGCUAAGGAAAGGAAAUGUUUGUAUUUAUUCGGCACAUCAGUCAUUCCCACCCAGUUCAUAUACCAUUUAUCGUGAAAUCACCUCCUUAUUUGCCCAGCCUUUCAAUGGAAAGAAGGCAUGUUUUCAUACUCAAGUCUGUGAUACUUAAGAAAGAACACGACAAACAAAAAAUAAUCAAGGAAGCUUGCAGAUUGCCUCUUGCAUGGAGAGAAUUGGUAAAAGAGAAAGAAACAGUAUUGCCUUGCAGUUCAUUUUUAACUGGAUAGUCUUAUUAGAAGGACUUGUGUUUAGUUUUAUGAAUGAGUUCUGAAUUUUUCUAAACUACUUUCUUCUGAUCUUUUUUUUCCCAUCCUACCAGUGUUUUGCACCUGCAUUUGACUAAUUCCGACUAAGUUAGUCCUGUUUGUUGAGUUGUAAUGUUUGCCUUAGUUUUUUACAAAUCUUAGAUAUAUACACUAAUGUGAAAAAUUAAGCUGUGUGCUGUUACGUAAUGGCAGUUUCUAGGUUAAUUUUGAAAACAAUCCUUUAUAUCUUACUAGGAACGGCUUAGACAUAGAGGUCUUCCCGUACUCUGAUUCUGUGAUACUGUAAAACAGUAACUAUGUGUGUUUGGAUAGGCGUGUUUGUACUUUGUCAAAGGCUAUUUCAGUUUCAUCCCAAGCAACGAAAGCCCUGUAACGCAGAAUCUUUAUCUUGUACCUGUCCUUGACUGGUAUAUGUUUCUUCCCCUUAAUGUGAUAUGAAUAAAGAGUCGAUUCAGUUGUUAAUGUGAGAUAAUGGUACUUACAUUAGAUUCUCUCCAGUUAGCAACAAGCAGUAGUCCUUAAUCUAGUCUGUAUGACGAGGGUAUGCUUUCCUUCAGGUGCCAGAAGUGCCAUGACAAAGUUCUUGCUCUGCAUCCAGAAGCCUGACCUAUGUGUUCCAUAACCUGGCUGUUUUAAAAAGACAAUAGUUUUUUAUGUCAGUUAACAGGUUUCACUUACUUUUCUCCCCUGUGUCUGUGAGUGCACCGGCCAUUGUCUGGGGUUCUCUUUGUCAGCUACGUGAGGGGUUAGAUAUGUACAAUACCUGCCAUGCAGUUUCCUGUUUUUAUCUAUAAAAGGCAUGGUCAGCUGUGCCAUCAUUGUUUCUGUCUUCAUCUACUGGAAAUGUCAGUUGAAAGGUUUGUAAAAACUUAUUUUCUAAGGGCUUUUUAAAGCUCUUAAUCUGAUAUUAUUAACACUUAAAGUACAUAUUAGUUGGACUGCAGCAAUAUUUGCAGGUCCCGGUCCGUACUAGGCCUCGUGGUGGUUGACGGUGUAUGCCUUCCUCCAAAACCCUGGGGUCUCAAUAGGCGAGCAGUGUGGUCAGAAGCUGAGGACGCCACUAGUGCCAUAUUCCUCCAAAAAGUCACAGAAAUGUCUGACUUUACACAGAGGGUUGACUUGUGAAGGGCUCCAUUGUAUUGGAGCAUUGGAAAGGCGCGGGUGCCACGUUGACAUACCCGCGUGUCCCUGUGAACAAUGACAGAAAUUACAUCCCCAGGGUAAGCAGCUAGUGCAACUGUGAAUUAAAGUCACCUGGUUUACCCAGUACUAUAAGUGUAAGGCCCAACCUUUCACAAUCUCUGCUAUUAUAUUAAAAGUUGACAAUUUGUUUUAUUUUGGCAAUUUUUUACUAUCAUUAAAAAGGUUUGUAAGUCAUUUAUGGUGUGACUGCCUGACAUUUUGCAAAAAAAAUUGCAUUUUAUAGCAUUGUCUUCUGUUUGCUUUCAUUAGUCUGUCACUGUUUACAGCCUUUUUGAUCUUGUGAUUGGUAUUGUUUGCUUGUUUUUCACAAAAUACCAUUACUUUUGGAUUCUUACUUGCAUAAGAAUUAAGAGUCUGAUUUUCAAAAGCAUGCUAAUACCUGCACUGGCCCUUACUGGGUAAUGUUAACUUGGGUAUACACACAGGUUUGUAUGUAGCUUUUCAUUUGUGUCUACAGACUGACUUAGUUAAAAUAAGCUCCUUCAUCCUUGGAAGAGGCCAUAAAGCAAGGGAAAAGUUUACUUCCCUCCCCCUAUCCUUUUUACAUUGAGCUGCUAUUACUGUAGUUCAGUAAAUACAUGUAUUGUGCAUUUAUGGGACAGAUUUGGUUCAACUGUGCUAAAAUUCAUUCAGUUAAUAUGCAUUUUUGGCAGGUGUAUGAUUAUCAUUGGUAACACUUCAAAAGAUCACUCCUUGCUUUUUGUUCAACUGGUUUUUGUAGGUAUAUGCAUGGGUAUUUCCUUGUGUGUCCAAGGGCAAACCGAGACUGAUCUUUUGAGGUGUGUCGUCUGUGGGAUCAGGACCACGAGUUAUUUUGCUGUUGUAUUGCAUGUAAACAUGCGAGGGAGUCGUGUCGUGUGGGGGGCCAACAGCAUGUUCUGUUCUGUGGCUAGAGUGUCUUAGUAAGCUUUGUAAACAAAAACUGAUUUUGUGCACGUUCACAUUAGUGUUUCCUCUCCCGUCUGUACAUGUAAUCACUUGUCCUGUCAUAACACAAUAAAUGAAAUGCAAACAAGA